Messenger RNA from Amblyraja radiata (thorny skate), 4963 nucleotides. It is a transcript of the gene nebl, whose product is annotated as nebulette. Gene Ontology annotation, molecular function: actin filament binding. Bases 959 to 3976 code for a protein of 1005 amino acids. The transcript has 29 exons. The record is from RefSeq and is a predicted model, not a curated record. Gene Ontology annotation, biological process: cardiac muscle thin filament assembly. NCBI's taxonomy places the organism in Eukaryota, Metazoa, Chordata, Chondrichthyes, Rajiformes, Rajidae. Gene Ontology annotation, cellular component: Z disc; focal adhesion.
ACUUGUUUUCCCAUCUCUUAAUCUCUGAAGGUCUGUGCAGACUGAAGGGAUAUUAGGCUUUCUUGAUCUUCCACUACCUGAAUUAUUUCAAGUUCAAUACAUCUUAUGUUAAGUAAAGGUACCGACCCACAAUCUGUUCCUCUGUCUGUGCAUUGUCUGUUGAAGACCACAUGAAUAAUUGGAUAUUGAUGUCUGCUGAGCUUUCCUUCCAAACAAUGAAUUUGCCACCUUAAAAAAUAUACCAAAUUCAAGUUUAAAUAUUUUGACUCAAAGUAAUUAUUCCAGUGAUUGUAGAAUUAGAUCAGAAUUCUUGUGGUCUUUAAGAAUUGUGUAAAUGCAGUGGAUCACCUAUCUAAGCUGCAUGUACUAACAUUAAAAUGGAAAUGUUUGGUUGAGCACAGUGGAUUUUUUUUUCUGGUGUUUGUUAUUACCAAGAAAUGUUUUUACCAACUAUAAGGCACACUGACAGCACUAUUAAUCAUUUUGAACGGAACAUCUCGAGUUUCACACAUUAAAGUGCAUCUACAAGGACAGUGAAGAAUAUUAUAAAAUAAGAAAAGCCACAGUCAUUGAAAUCUAACCCUGAAGGCACAAUUUGUGAAAUACACCCUCAAAGUGAUUUAACAUGCACUUAGAAUGGUAUGUGGACACAGCAAAGUGAUCAAUCAUGAGAAUAAACUUACAUCUGUGUGCCAUUAAAUCUUAGAAAAUCUUUGCAAUUUGGAUUACUUCAGCUCUUAUUAAUUGAUCUUCGGAGUCACUGGCAACUAUUUGCACAGAGAGAAUUCAGGAAUCUCCCUGAGAGAUGUCGUCAAACCCAGAGCAAUGAAGUCAAGUCAAGAUCUGUGCAUAUUUAUGCCAGCAAAGUUAAACGCCCUCGUGUAGAAUGGGAAAACAUUAGCUGAAGGAAAACUAUAAACCCACUCUGAACCGCACAAAAUCAAGGUAUCACAUCAAGAUGUUGAUUGCCACCUACUGUCCUGAAAUAGCUAUUGUGCACCAUCUGGAAGGAACACCAAGGGUAACAGAGGCACAGAAUUUGCUCUUCAGAGGCCCGGGAGCCAUUGGAGCAAGAGGAGGAGUUACCCAAUCUGCAACGUUCCAUCACACUUCCAGGGAAGUGGCCUGGUUGAAGCUGCUUAUUGGUGGGAGCGGACCAGAGGAAGCAGCUGAUUGGGAGCAACCCCAGGCACUCGAUAGACCUAUAAUGAAAGACAUGAGUAUUGAAUUUGCCCAGAAAUGUAGUGAUCAGAUAAGUGAUAUUAAAUACAAAGAACGACACAUAAAGUCAAAAGGAAAGUAUACUUUUGUGCCAGAUACACCUCAACAACAAUGUAUGAAAAAAGCAACUACUCUUGUAUCUGAGACCAAAUACAAAGAAGAUAUGAAAAAAGAAAGUUCUAAAUGCUUGUAUGCACAGAUGCCCGCUACCAUUGAUACUGUGUUUGCUAAAGAAGUUUCUCAGGCUCAGAGUAAGAAACAAUACUUGCAAAAAUAUGAUGCAGAUAAAGGAAAAUCAAGUUAUUCGAACAUGAAAGAACUGCCGGAUGUUAAGCAUGCAAUGGAAGUCAAUAAACGACAAAGUGAUGUAUUGUACAAGAAAGAUGCAGAUACUAUUCACAGUUACACGGAGAUCGUCGAUAGACCAGAUAUUAAAAAAGCGACACAAACUACCAAGUUGGUUAGCAAUUUUGCAUAUAAAAAUAAAGCUAAAAGAGAGGCACAUAUGAAAACAUCUGCUAUUGGUAGACCGGACAUUGAACAUGCCAAGGAGGUUUCCAAAAUUACCAGCCAAGUUAACUAUAAAGAUAAAUUUAAUAAAGAGAUCAAAGGAAGGAGGCAUCAAUUCAAUCCCCAGGAGAGUGUUUCCUUCAAACAAUUGCAGGCAGCAUCUGUUCUUGCAAGUAAUGUUAAAUACAAGGCUGAUUUUCAAAAACUAAAAAGGACAUCAUCAAAUUUCCCCGAUUUGUUGCAUCUGGAACAUGCAUUGGCAGUCGGCAAAUUGCAAAGUGAUCACGAAUACAAGAAAGAGUUUGAGAAAAGCAAAGGUCAUUACCACUUGGCCCUUGAUACAUCUGAACAGCUUCAUCAUAAAGAGAAUGCAAUAAUCCAAAGCCAGAACAAAUACAGGGAAGACUAUGAAAAAAAUAAAGGGAAAUCAAUGCUGGAAUUUAUGGAGACUCCAAGUUAUGUGGCUGCAAAACAGGCACAACGCAUCCAGAAUGAGAAACACUACCGAAAAGAUUUUGAUGAAUUGAUCAAAGGCAGCAGGUCUGUUGAUCUUGAUAUGACCCCAGGUUACUUGCAUGCCAAACAUGUCACCAGUCUCCUUAAUAAGAAAGAAUAUACCAAAGAUUGGGAAAACAUCAAAGGAAAGGGUCUCACUUUGAUAGGAGACACCCCAGACAUGAUUCGAGUCAAGCAUGCAUCCCAGAUAUUCAAUGAGAAAGAAUAUAGAAAGGACUUUGAAGAAGGUAUAAAAGGAAAAGGGCUCACUCUCCUGGAUGAUACACUGAACAUAAUUCGAGUAAAAAAUGCAUCCCAGAUACUAAAUGAGAAAGAAUACAGAAAGGAUCUUGAAGUCCAUAUCAAAGGCAGAGGGAUGCAACUGUCUUCAGAUGUACUUGAUAUGAAACGUGCCAAGAAUGCAUCAGAAAUUGCCAGUCAGGUAAUGUAUAAGCAGACAUCUGAUUUGGGACAAAAUAAGUAUGGAACUGUAACUGACACACCAGAGUUGAUACAUGCUGCACAUGUAAAAGACAUUUACAGUCAGAAAAAAUAUAAAAGUGAAGCAGAAAAUAUGCUAAGUAUGUGCACUAUAACAUCAGAUUCUCCAGAAAUGGAAAGAGUUAAGAAAAACCAAAUAAAUCUUAGCCCAGUGCAUUAUAAAGGAGUGAUCGGCGCAGGUACAGCAGUAAAAGAAACUCCAGAAAUCAAACGUGUUAAAGAAAAUCAGCAAAAUAUUAGUAUGGUGAAUUACAAAGAUGAAAUUGGUCAAGGAACAGCAGUUCCAGAUCUUUAUGAUUUAGAACGUGUGAAAGGGAAUCAGAAGAACAUCAGCUUGGUCCAAUAUAAAGAAAGGGUUGGCACAGGGACAGCAGUCCCUGUUACUCUUGAGAUGGAGCGAGCCAAGAGAAAUCAGUCAAAUAUCAGUUCGGUGCUGUACAGUACUGGCCUGAAGGAAAUGAAAGGCAGACCGGUUCAGCUUUUUGACACUCCAGAAGUGAGACGUGUUCGUGAAACACAAAAUAAUAUCUCUAUGAUUAAAUAUCAUGAAGAUUUUGAAAAGGGAAAGGGAAAGGGUUUCACUUCUGUCUCCGAUGACUUGGUAACAGAGCGAGCAAGGAAGAACACUCAGUUUAUGAGUGAUGCAAUGUACAAAGGAGUGCAACCCCAUGUGGUGGAGAUGGAGAAAAACAGAUCGGGCAUCAUGGGAGAAUUUAAAGUAUGGCGUACUGAUCCUGGUUCCAUCUUUGACUUUGAUCCUCUUGAAGACAACAUUCAAUCCAGAAGUCUACACUUGCUCUCUGAAAAGGCAAAACGUUAUAGUAAACAGUCUCAGUCCACAGGUGUGGGUAGUAUAAGUGCUGGAGAUGAAAGGUCAGUGAUGACAGAGGUUAAUCCAACCUUCUCCAGCUACAGUGAAAAUACCCUGGAAGUAUCCGACGAAGGAGCUGCUGUGCUUCCUGGAGCUUACCAGCAGAUGCAUUCUCCUCAUUCUCCUGGAUAUGGUUAUAUGCAUCAGUCCAAUGUAUCCUCUGUGAGGCCACAACAUUCUCUCCCUCAUCAAAUUAAUAUGAGGACAUACCGAGCAAUGUACGAUUACACUGCUGCUGAUGAGGAUGAGGUUUCCUUCAAGGAUGGCGAUUAUAUCAUCAAUGUACAAGCAAUCGAUGAGGGGUGGAUGUACGGCACUGUGCAGAGAACAGGAAGAACUGGAAUGCUUCCAGCAAACUAUGUAGAACCUCUUCACUGAAUCCUGAUUCUCACCAUUUGUGCUUAAGCCUUUAUUUUUAUUACACUAAAUGGUAAUUAAAUAUCAAAAGGGAAAGAUAACUGUUAAGUAUAUUAAAAUCCUAUUUACUAUCUGAAUAGCUUUUCAUUAUUGUAUUAAUAAUGUAGACUUUCUAAGAAACUCUUCUUCCUACUGACUAAUCGUAUUGUUCCGAAGGAAAGCUCUCAUUACCACUGUUUCCUGCAGUCAGUAAGGCUUUUAAUAAUGUUGAUGUAUCAACAUUGAUUAUGCUAAUCUUUAACAGUAAAACAGAAACUUUCAGCGGAUGUGUUUGUGUUACAGGUUGUGAUCAGUUUUGAUCAUAACACACUCUACCACAAAUAUAUAACAAUGACUGUGUAAGGCUUAACUUUAGUUGCUUCUAUAGUAUUUGCAGAUUCUUGUGUUUGCAAAGUGUUUUAAGUUUUUAAAAAUCCAUCGUGAUGAUAAUGUGUGUUACAAAUGAUUGUGGGCUAAUUCUGGAGAGAUUUAAUACUAACAUGCAUAUUUGUAUUUUGCCUGUGAGAUGCACAAAGGUUACUAAUGUCAAAUGCAUAACAUGAAGUAUUUCCUUAGUGGAACUUUGUCUGUCUUCCUAUGCACUGUGGAUAUCUCAAGCACUUUCUUCACAUUGAAAUGAAUUAUCUGUGUAUAGGUUGCUUGAUAAUGUUUAAUUUCAGGUGAUUUUUCUUUUGCCUUUUUAGAUUUUGGAGUAAUUUGGGUUAUUAGAAAUUGAGAUUCCAUUGGAUGAAUGUCUGGGUUUGUUUGGUUUAACUUUGCUUGAUUUGGUUCUUGGUUUUGCAUGCUCUGUCUGCACUGUCUUGAUAGUCAAUAAUCCAGUUUAUUGAAUUGGUUAUAAGGUAGCUCUCAAUACUUUUAUCCUGGCAAAUGAACAAUUCUGUAUUACUGGUAUAACAAUGCGGUGACUAGUGCCACAAAGGACUUAAUAAAGAUAUUGUAGUAUGUUCA